CCCUAAGGCGGCGGCGCCAACCGCCCCGGGGAGGAGGGGAGGGGCCGGGCCGCACCGCAGCCGCCGCUUCCUGCGGGAGUCGGGUCCAGCCGGCGGCGCUCUGCCCCGAGCCUGCACGGCGCCUCGGGAGCUAAGACAAGAUCUGAAAUGGUCCGAUACACUACUGUGCUCCUUCAGAGACUCAUGCUUGCUGAUGAUGAGAAGUAAAAACUUUAACUUGUUAAAGCAUAUAUUUUGUAAAAAUUGGAAAUAUCUUGGUCACUACUAGUGAAUGGGAUUUGUGUUGCCGAAAGCAUAAACGGAGAAUUAUAAAAUAACUGAUUGAUUGACACAGACCUGUGGCUUGAGAAGAAGUUUAUCUACUGGGAAAAAUGGGUCGAUCUAACUCUCGAUCACAUUCUUCAAGAUCAAAGUCCAGAUCUCAGUCCAGCUCUAGGUCAAGAUCCAGAUCACACUCUAGAAAAAAGAGAUACAGUUCUAGGUCUCGAUCAAGGACAUACUCACGGUCUCGCAGCAGGGAUCGUGUUUAUUCUAGAGAUUAUCGCAGAGAUUACAGAAAUAAUAGAGGAAUGAGACGUCCCUAUGGUUACAGAGGAAGAGGUAGAGGGUAUUACCAAGGAGGAGGUGGUAGAUACCAUCGUGGAGGUUAUAGGCCUGUCUGGAACCGAAGACACUCCCGAAGCCCUAGGCGUGGCCGUUCCCGUUCCAGAAGUCCAAAGCGAAGGUCUGUGUCUUCACAGAGGUCCCGGAGCAGAUCUCGUCGAUCUUACAGAUCUUCCAGGUCCCCGAGGUCCUCUUCAUCUCGUUCUUCAUCCCCAUACAGCAAAUCACCUGUCUCUUCCAAAAGACGUGGGUCUAUGGAAAAGCAGGCAAAGAAAACUGAAGGGGCUCCUUUGCAAGAUAGCCCUUUGAAAAAUAAAUCACAAGACGAACAGAAAGAUACGUUUGAACAUGACCCAUCAGAAUCUCUUGACGAUUUUAAUAAAUCAUCAGCAGCUUCUGGCGACAUUUGGCCUGGCCUUUCAGCGUAUGAUAACAGUCCAAGGUCACCCCACAGUCCUUCUAUUGCUACCCCGCCCAGUCAGAGUUCAUCUUGCUCUGAUGCCCCUUUGCUUAGUACAGCCCACUCAGCAAAGGACACACCUCAACAUUCCCAUUCCAUUCAGCAUAGUCCUGAGAGGUCUGGCUCUGGUUCCGUUGGAAAUGGUUCUAGCCGUUAUAGUCCUUCUCAGAAUAGCCCAUUGCAUCACGUCCCUUCGAGGAGAAGCCCUGCAAAGACAAUCCCAUCACAGAGUGCUCCCCGUGAGGAGCCUCGAACACGUUCAUUUUAUCCCGAGACUGGGGAACAGGAAACUGUAAAAGGUGGAAAGUUUCUGAAAAGGUACACAGAUGAAGAGUCUAGAGUAUACCUGCUUGAUAGGGGUAAUACCAGGGAGAAGGAGGCCCAGAAGGAGAGAGGAUCAGAAAAAGGGAGGACAGAGGGAGAAAGGGAAUGGGAGGAUCAGGAAACUUUAGACUUUUUCAUUGAUAAAGAGACUGGGAAAGAGAAGUUUAAUGACUCUGAAGGGGAGGACACUGAGGAGACAGAGGAUUACAGACAGUUCAGAAAGUCUGUCCUGGCAGAUCAGGGUAAAAAUUUUCCUACUGCAUCUCACCGGAAUGCUGAGGAGGAAGGAACCAAAUACAAAUCUAAAGUAACAAUGAAGGGCAAUAGAGAGAGCGAUGGAUUUAGAGAUGAGAAAAGUUAUAAGCCUAAAGAGACUGGCUAUAUAGCGGAAAGGCCUAGUACAACAAAAGAUAAGCACAAGGACGAAGACAAGAGUUCUGAGAGACUAACGAUGAAGAAAGAAACUCAGUCACCUGAGCAGGUAAAGUCUGAAAAGCUCAAAGAACUCUUUGAUUACAGUCCCCCUCUACACAAGAAUCUGGAUGCGAGAGAAAAAUCCACCUUCAGAGAGGAGAGCCCACUUAGGAUCAAAAUGAUAGCCAGUGACUCCCAUCGUCCUGAAGUUAAACUCAAAAUGGCACCAGUACCUCUUGACGAUUCCAAUAGACCUGCUUCCUUGACUAAAGACAGGCUGCUUGCUAGCACACUUGUCCAUUCCAUCAAGAAGGAUCAAGAGUUCAGAUCCAUCUUUGACCACAUUAAGCUGCCACAGGCCAGCAAAAGCACGUCAGAGUCAUUUAUUCAGCAUAUAGUGUCCUUGGUUCAUCAUGUCAAAGAGCAAUACUUCAAGUCAGCUGGAAUGACCCUAAAUGAGAGGUUCACUGCAUAUCAAAAAGCAACUGAAGAGCACUGCACUCGGCAAAAGAGCCCAGAAAUACAUAGGAGGAUUGACAUCUCUCCAAGUGCCCUGAGGAAGCAUACCCGUUUAGCAGGUGAAGAGAGGGUCUUUAAAGAAGAAAGUCAAAAAGGAGAUAAAAAAUUAAGAUGUGAUUCUGCUGAUCUUCGGCAUGACAUUGACCGCCGUAGAAAAGAGCGAAGUAAAGAGCGAGGAGACUCAAAGGGCUCCAGGGAAUCCAGUGGGUCAAGAAAGCAGGAGAAAACUUCAAAAGAUUACAAGGAUUACAAAUCUUAUAAAGAUGACAGUAAGCAAAAAAGAGAGCAAGACCGUGCUAGAUCUUCUCCAUCUUCCUCUCCAUCUGCUUCUUCAUCCAGUUCUCGAGAAGAAAAGGAUUGCAAGAAAGAAAGAGAUGAAGAGUUCAAAACUCACCACGAACAGAAAGAAUACUCUGGUUUUGCAGGAGUCAGCAGGCCAAGAGGCACCUUUUUUCGAAUUAGGGGCAGAGGAAGAGCCAGAGGAGUCUUUGCUGGAACAAAUACUGGUCCCAGCAACUCAAAUACUACUUUUCAAAAGAGACCGAAGGAAGAGGAGUGGGAUCCUGAAUAUACCCCAAAAAGCAAGAAAUAUUUCUUGCAUGAUGACAGAGAUGAUGGUGUGGAUUAUUGGGCCAAACGAGGAAGGGGCCGUGGUACUUUCCAGCGUGGCAGAGGGCGUUUUAACUUCAAAAAGUCAGGUAGCAGUCCGAAGUGGACACAUGACAAAUACCAAGGGGAUGGGAUUGUGGAAGAUGAAGAAGAAACGAUGGAGAACAACGAAGAAAAGGACAGACGCAAGGAGGAAAAGGAAUAACCCUGGAAGAAAGCUGAAAGAGCAGCUUUUGCACCACCCACACAACAUUUUUAAUAUGUUCUUUUUGUUGUCAAAUGAAUGUAAGCAUUUUACUUAAAUUUUACUGUUGGAAGUAGUUUAGAAGGAUUGUUUUUCUGUUUUAAGCCUUUAGGAAAAAAAAUCUUGAUAUAGUAAACUAUGUUAAUGAUCGUACAGUUAGAAAGUAAAAUAUUUGUAACAACUUUUAAGAAAUUUUACUGUUUGUUAUAUGCAGUGUAAUUCUGCUUUGUCCAAAUACAUGGUCAAGUACAACUCUUAAAAGUUUUGAUUCUCCCCUAUGUCUGUGUUUUAUUCUGAAGUAAACUUCCAGCUCUGCACACCUGAAAUCUUGGAGGAGCAUUUUUUAUCAGCUGAUUACUACUUCUGUGUUGCUUUUUUUUUUAAUUAAAAGCGUUUUUAACUAUA
Tympanuchus pallidicinctus (lesser prairie-chicken) is the source of this 3578-nucleotide messenger RNA. It is a transcript of the gene BCLAF1, whose product is annotated as BCL2 associated transcription factor 1. The transcript is spliced from 14 exons. Bases 372 to 3134 code for a protein of 920 amino acids. The record is from RefSeq and is a predicted model, not a curated record. Gene Ontology annotation, cellular component: mediator complex. Gene Ontology annotation, molecular function: transcription coregulator activity; DNA binding. NCBI's taxonomy places the organism in Eukaryota, Metazoa, Chordata, Aves, Galliformes, Phasianidae. Gene Ontology annotation, biological process: positive regulation of transcription by RNA polymerase II.